AUUGUAAGUUGUGUUUUGGUGAUUAGUAUUUGAACAUUCUUAUUAAACUGUGUCAUUCAAUGACUAAAAUUCAACCAUGAGUGAAACUGAUAAAACUAUGUAUGGUACUACAUUGUCACUAGAGUCUAUUAAGGUAAUAGCCGAAAGUAUUGGUGUUGGAAGCCUUCCGGAUGAUGCGGCAAAGGAACUUGCCGACGAUGUUUCUUUUAAAUUAAAACAAAUUGUCCAAGAUGCCGCCAAAUUUAUGCACCACUCAAAACGCAUGAAGAUGUCUAUUGCCGAUAUUGAUCAUUCACUGAAGGUUCGUAAUAUUGAACCACAAUACGGUUUCGUUUCACCUGACUUUAUACCAUUUCGAUUUGCUUCUGGUGGAGGCAGAGAGCUACAUUUUAUUGAAGAAAAAGAAAUUGAUCUAGCAGAUGUCAUACAAACUGCUCCACCAAAGAUUCCAUUAGAUAUCACACUGCGAGCUCACUGGCUCUGUGUAGAUGGAGUCCAACCAACAAUUCCGGAAAAUCCGCCACCGCUCUCUAAAGACGUCCAAGCACUAGAUUCAGUAAACCCGGUCCAUAAACUUGACAAAGCUCACAUUAAAGAUACUACUGGAAAACCUGCAAUUUGGAAAGCACAAAAGCUAAAAAAUGUCGAGACUGUUCAUGUGAAGCAAUUGGCAACCCAUGAACUGUCUGUAGAGCAACAGUUAUACUAUAAAGAAAUUACUGAAGCCUGUGUUGGAUCAGAUGAAGCUAGGAGAGCAGAAGCGCUCACAUCUUUAGCCUGUGACCCAGGAUUACAUGAGAUGUUACCUAGAAUGUGUACUUUUAUCGCUGAAGGUGUGAAAGUAAACGUGGUUCAAAAUAAUCUCGCUUUAUUGAUCUACCUUAUGAGAAUGGUUCGAGCUUUGCUGGACAACCCCGCAUUAUAUUUAGAAAAAUAUCUUCACGAAAUGAUUCCAUCUGUCUCAACUUGUAUCGUGUCACGCCAGCUUUGCAUGCGUCCUGAGUUGGAUAAUCACUGGGCUCUGCGAGAUUUUGCAGCACGACUAAUGGCUCAGAUAUGUAAGAAUUUUAACACUUCUACAAAUAAUCUGCAAACGCGAGUUACUAGAUUGUUCAGUUCUGCCUUGCAAAAUGACAAAACUCCACUCUCUUCUCUUUAUGGUGCUUUGGAGGGAUUAUCUGAGCUUGGAACAGAAGUUAUAAAGGUUUUUAUCAUUCCUCGAUUAAAAUUUAUUUCUGAACGAGUAGAAGUGCACCUGCAGGGGAGUAAUAUCAGCGCCACUGACAAAAUUGCUGCUGGUCAUAUUAGGGCAAUGUUGCAAAAAGUCUGCUCGCCAAUUCUAAAGAUUCUCCGUAACCAACCAGAUGUUGUAGAAGAGUACAAAAAAGAUUAUGGUUUUCUUGGACCAACAUUACAUCAAGGCGUUAUUAAAGCCAGGACAGCUCCUCCAACUGCACCAGCAUGCACAAGCACCAAUACAUCCGCAAAUGUAUCAAUCGUAACAACAGCAUCGAACACACCAGCCAGACCGCAGACACCACUUAUCAGUGGGACUGGUAGUGGCGUUACCAAAAGUAGCUCAGGGACUCAAAGGCAAAAUUCUACAGGUGGACAACCUUCUACGGGUGGACAACAACAGAAAUAUGUCAUCGUUACGCAGCGCCAACAGACACCGUCUCCGUCACAAGAUGAUUUUUUAGGUAUUAUUCAGCAUAGCCAGAGGUCUAGCGGUAGCUCAGUUGGAUCAUCGCAGCCACCGUUGAUAAAAAUCGAACCAAGUACGCAGAAGGUAGUAUUGCCGCAAGGUCCGGCAGCGAAUGUUAUUACCAAACCGAUAUUUGUUGGUGCAAGCAGUGGUACAUCGGUAACCGGUACUACGCAACCCCCACCGCAACUCGAGCUUGAUGAUUUAUCUCACUUAGCAUAAGUAUAAGCAUGGAAAGUUCAGGUAUGUUUUUACUUAGUUGAACACGGUCAAUCAUAAGACGAAAUAAAUAU
This is a messenger RNA of Sabethes cyaneus, 1998 nucleotides long. RefSeq names its product transcription initiation factor TFIID subunit 6 (gene Taf6). Gene Ontology annotation, biological process: transcription initiation at RNA polymerase II promoter; RNA polymerase II preinitiation complex assembly. Gene Ontology annotation, molecular function: transcription coactivator activity; protein heterodimerization activity; RNA polymerase II general transcription initiation factor activity. The transcript has 4 exons. Lineage: Eukaryota; Metazoa; Arthropoda; Insecta; Diptera; Culicidae. The record is from RefSeq and is a predicted model, not a curated record. The coding region runs from base 77 to 1927 and encodes 616 amino acids. Gene Ontology annotation, cellular component: SLIK (SAGA-like) complex; SAGA complex; transcription factor TFIID complex.